Penicillium maclennaniae is the source of this 483-nucleotide messenger RNA. RefSeq names its product TRAPP subunit BET5. The record is from RefSeq and is a predicted model, not a curated record. Lineage: Eukaryota; Fungi; Ascomycota; Eurotiomycetes; Eurotiales; Aspergillaceae. Gene Ontology annotation, cellular component: TRAPP complex. The transcript is spliced from 5 exons. Gene Ontology annotation, biological process: endoplasmic reticulum to Golgi vesicle-mediated transport. The coding region runs from base 1 to 483 and encodes 160 amino acids.
AUGACCGUCUAUUCCUUCUACAUAUUUGACCGCCACGCCGAGUGCAUCUACAAGCGGCGCUGGCUCCCCCGCCCGACCUCGAUCGUGGGGAAGUCCGGCCAGACGCCAGGUGCCGCGCCAGUCGGACUUGGACAGACGGUGAAAGCAGGAGACGACGAUGCAAAGCUGGUCUUUGGAACGGUUUUUUCGCUGCGGAACAUGGUGCGCAAGCUGGGAGGUGAAGAGGACAACUUCGUCUCCUACAGCACUAGCCAGUAUAAACUGCAUUACUACGAGACGCCGACCAAUAUUAAAUUCGUCAUGUUGACGGAUCUCAAGAGUCCCAGUAUGCGCAUCGCGCUGCAGCAGAUCUACAUUAAUCUCUAUGUGGAAUACGUCGUCAAGAACCCUCUCUCCCCGGUCGAGCACCCCGGCGGCAUCGGUGUCAACAAUGAGCUUUUCGAAGAGUCCCUUGAACAAUUUGUGACUCGAGUUCUAGCGUGA